ACCAACGUUCUUUCCACGCCAUUGACGGCUCUUCCCGUCUUCCAAGCUCACAAAGGACCUCUGUUUUUUUCUAUUUCUCCUCUUUGAUAUCAAAUCCUUUUUAUCUUUUUUCAUAAUAAGAUCGAAAUGGAGACAGAUCUUACCGAUAAUGGCUGUCGCACGAAAUCUCAAUCGAGAGAUGAUCACCAUGGAUCUUCUGCUUUGAUAUUUUUGGGAACUGGUUGUUCGAGCAUGGUCCCAAAUGCAAUGUGCUUGAUUCAACCUACUGAUUCUCCUUGUAGUGUUUGCACCCAGGCCCUCACUAUCCCUCCAGAGUGUAACCCCAACUACAGGUGCAAUACAUCACUUCUUAUUGAUUAUUGCCAUGGUGAUCGUGAACACAAGUAUAUAUUAAUUGAUGUUGGGAAGACCUUUAGAGAGCAAGUAAUUCGGUGGUUUACCUGCCAUAAAAUUCCUCAGGUGGAUUCUAUAAUUUUAACUCAUGAACAUGCUGAUGCAGUUCUUGGCCUGGAUGAUAUACGUGCAGUACAACCUUUUAGUCCGACAAAUGAUAUUGAUCCAACUCCAAUUUACCUUACUCAGUUUUCCAUGGACAGCAUUGCAGUAAAAUUCCCGUACUUAGUCCAGAAAAAACUUAAAGAAGGCCAAGAAAUUAGGAGGGUUACGCAGCUUGACUGGAAAAUAAUUGAGGGUGACUGUGACAAGCCAUUUGUCGCCUCAGGCCUACAGUUUGUUCCUUUGCCAGUGAUGCACGGGGAGGACUAUGUUUCAUUGGGCUUUCUUUUUGGCAAAAAAUAUAGAGUAGCAUAUGUAUCUGAUGUUUCACGUUUUCCUCCAAGUACUGAAUAUGUUAUUUCAAAGUCUGGAGCUGGACAGCUGGAUCUUCUUAUCCUGGAUACUCUAUACAAGAAAGGAUCACACAACACUCACUUGUGCUUGCCUCAGACUCUUGAUGCUGUAAAGAGGAUAUGCCCAAAGCGGGCUCUAUUCAUUGGAAUGACCCAUGAAUUUGAUCACCAAAAAGACAAUGAAGCCCUUAUGGAAUGGUCUAGAAGGGAAGGAAUCCCUGUUCAGCUAGCUCGAGAUGGUCUGAGGAUCCCGAUAGAACUGUAAUGAAUUCUGUGGGCAGGCCAACCAGUAAAGCUUGGCUGGGUGGAUCUAAGUCCCAUGUGGCAGUCUAGUUGGUGACUUGGUGCUCGAAGUGAGCACACACAUGGUACAACUGUAUUCAUUUUGGUUAGUUUCAGCCCAAACGGAGUUGACCAUGGCACAUGAUAAAAUAAAGAUGUGGGAAAUUAUUGAAAAGCCAAUGUUUUGAUCUAUAUAUCUACUGUUUGGAAUGCUUGAGGAUGCUGUCCAUUUGGGGCUGAAACAGAUCCAACAGGCCAGUUAAGCUAUUAAGACACCCACAAGACAUUUACCUUUUUAUCCUAUUACAUUACUAAAACCAUUUAUUUAUUUAUUUUAUUCUUAUUGAAUUUUCAUCAUUAUUAUAUGGACAAAAGAUUCCACCACACCCAUGCUAGGAACACUUUGCAUCACAUUCCAUUUUUAAGCCAUUUGAUUGACGAUCUGGAAGGCUAACUUUCGGGUAGAUUUGGAUCCCAUUUGACAGUCCACCUGUCAAAAUUGGUGACAUAUCUCAACUGUAUGGCCCCCAUGUAUGGGAAUUUUCCCUUCCAUUUUUUCAAUGGUUUCUGCUGAGUUCGUGUUAACUCCUUUCUAAUAUUUUUCAGACUUUUCUAAACUCUA
This is a messenger RNA of Macadamia integrifolia, 1752 nucleotides long. Its product is annotated as putative hydrolase C777.06c. The coding region runs from base 127 to 1113 and encodes 328 amino acids. NCBI's taxonomy places the organism in Eukaryota, Viridiplantae, Streptophyta, Magnoliopsida, Proteales, Proteaceae. The transcript is spliced from 10 exons. The record is from RefSeq and is a predicted model, not a curated record.